AGACUUUCUCCAUAUAAUAGCGGGAAGCAGGACGACAGCUUCUAAAAGGAGAGCAGACAACAACUCAUAUGGUGGUGGAAUAACUCUGAAUACCUAAAGUGAACAGAUCAGAAAAUGUGUAAAGGAUUAGCUGCCCUUCCCCAGACAUGCCUGGAAAGGGCUAAGGAGAUCAAGACUAAAUUGGGAAUUCUGCUUCAGAAGCCAGAGAAUUCCAUCGACCUUAUUAUCCCCUACCAAGAAAAGCCUGAGAAGAAACCAGAGAAGCUUCAGAAACCCACACCUGAAGAAGCAGCCCAGUGGCGUGAGACCCUUGAGAAGCUCCUUUCCAACAGCUACGGCCUGGCCACCUUCAAGAGCUUCCUCAGAUCUGAGUUCAGCGAGGAAAAUAUUGAGUUCUGGGAGGCUUGCGAGGAUUUCAAAAAGACCAAGUCCCCUCUGAAAAUGGCCAUCAAAGCAAAUAAGAUUUAUGUGGACUUCAUUCAGACUGGUGGGCCCAAAGAGGUGAACAUUGACCACUUCACCAAAGAUGUGACUCUGAGGAACCUGGUGGAUCUUUCUCCCUCCACUUUCGAGCUGGCUCAGAGCCGAAUCUACACCCUGAUGGAGAAAGACUCCUUCGGCCGGUUCCUGCGGUCUGAGCAGUACCAGGAACUCCUCAAGUAAACUGACUAGUCCAGCUGCAGGGGGACUCAGCUCUUUGGUCACAAAUUCAUAUCAUUAUCCUCAAACUAAAAGUCAUAAAUAUACAUUUCUGACACACUUCUAAAACUCAUUAAACAAUACCACGGUGGUUAAUUGGUAAAAGUGGAAAACACCAGGCACAGUUGCAAUGUCUCCCUGCAGCUGACUGGCCCACUGCUAACAAGAACAUCUUAACAUAAAUUGUUCAAAUUAAUAUGAUUCCUGCCCAGUGCUCUGAAUGUCAAGCACUUCAAUAAAAGAAGUUGAUUAGGGCUUAAGAUACAGUAUGCAUUGCUCCUUAUAAAAGUGUGAGUUGUCAUUAGAAAUCAUUUAAUUUGUACAAGUGCAAAAUGCAAAGGAUUUUAAGCGCCUCUUAAAAUCUUGUAUAUAUAAUGUCCUAUUAAUUGGAGUCGCACUCUGAUCCCUGUAGACUAAAUAAAGACUAAAACUGA
This is a messenger RNA of Carassius carassius (crucian carp), 1133 nucleotides long. Its product is annotated as regulator of G-protein signaling 5-like. Bases 115 to 663 code for a protein of 182 amino acids. The transcript is spliced from 5 exons. Lineage: Eukaryota; Metazoa; Chordata; Actinopteri; Cypriniformes; Cyprinidae. The record is from RefSeq and is a predicted model, not a curated record.